AUGCCUGAUUCAGUUGAUGCUAUUAGUGUUAUCCAAGAACUUCAUGUAUGUCAUUUAGGAUCUGGAAUUAAUUUAGCUGCACCAGAUGUUAAUGAUGUCCCUGAAGCAGAGAUUCUUGUAUGCAAUGCAUCAGCUUCACCUAGCAACUGCAACUUAAAUUCAUCAGAACCUGAUGAAGCAGCUAAUGUGGAUCCACAUGAACAUGGAAGUCUGUAUCAGAGUUAUUUUGACAGUACCUCCAUUUUUGGUGCGCAAAGUACUCACACAGAUACUUUCGUUCAUCAACGUUUAGCUAUUCAACAGUAUGCGGGGACCGCAUGGGAUGAGUUGAAGCAUAUGAGACAACCAAUUGGAUUCUUGGUUGUACAUCAAAAGCCCAAGAAGACUUUGAAUGAAAUUACCAAUGAACUUCGUCCUAAUCAGCACCAUGUAUUGGGAUGA
Molecule: messenger RNA, 441 nt
Organism: Lactuca saligna
Lineage: Eukaryota; Viridiplantae; Streptophyta; Magnoliopsida; Asterales; Asteraceae
Source: the annotation of a GenBank genome assembly